Molecule: messenger RNA, 9376 nt
Organism: Girardinichthys multiradiatus
Lineage: Eukaryota; Metazoa; Chordata; Actinopteri; Cyprinodontiformes; Goodeidae
Exons: 11
Coding region: 787-2787 (666 amino acids)
Source: RefSeq, a predicted model, not a curated record
UGGAAAAUAAUGAACUUUAUCACAAUAUGCUAAUAUUUUGAGAAGGACCUGUAGAUGUUGGAAAAACAACGUAGGUCUUUCUGAUGAUAUAUAGGUCACACUUUCUUUGAAAACACUUGCUAUAUGCAGGCAAAUUUAAUAAAUGGAUGUGCCCAAGUCAAUGAAAGUUUGUGUUCCUAUAAAGUUUAAAAGAGAACAGUUAUUUUGUACUUAACAUUUUCCAUUUUAAGAAGAUUUUGUCAGUAAAAACAUCUCACUCUAUAAGAUUUUGGAGAAUGGUAAUACUUCGCUAAAACGUAGUUAAUUAAAGACGAUAGUCUUGUUCUUACGAAGUAAAAGCAGCAACAGAAUUGAUUAUUCUCAAAAAUAAUAAUGGAGAAAAGCUUUUAAAUUGUCUGUGUUUUUGUUGUGUUUUGUAUUGUGUCCAAAAUCAAUAAUAAAUAUUACUGUAAACUAAAAGCAUAUGAUGUAAUUUUGAAGUAAAAAAAAAAAAUGUAACCAAAGCAAAAAGCUUAAACUGUCUCACAUUUUAUAUUAACACUGUGAUGUGGUUAUGGACGCGGUGGCCCCGGUGUUUCCCGAACACGAGUCGAGUGGUUCCGAGAGCAGAUCGCGACAUGUUCUGAUCAUCUUCCAAAUGUUGGUGCCUGAGUGGUGAAGUGCAGCUCCUCAGAGGAGGCGGGAGGGAGAGCAGCCAAGCAUUCCCGCAGAUUUGCAUCCUCACAUCAGCAUCAACUCGACUGCACCUCUGCAUCUCCGACCGGCCGGUGGGAGGAGAAGGUAGACAUGAAGAAAUCUGCCAUGAUGAUGACAGUCAGUGUAAUUAUGCUGAGUUUGCUUAUCUCUGCAGCUCUAUCUGCCUCUCUAAAAGGAGAGGAAGAAUCCAUAACACUAUUCCAUGGAGAGGAUUUCGUCAUCCUGCUGCCGCCACACGAGGUGGAGAUCACGUUCAGGAACCGUUCGGACCCUCGGAAGACCUCGGUCCUGAUGAGGGGAGGCAAAGUGAUCGGCAAUCGGGCCAAAACCACCCUGCAUCUCAACCACCUCAUUAUUAAGGCUGUGGGCGAGGGAGAUGAGGGGCUGUACAUCCUAGAAAAUUUAAAGGAUCCGAAUGACGUGAAGAAGAUUUCACUUAUAGUCCGAGACUGCACCAUCGAGCAGAUAUCCAAAUACGGCGGGAACUUUCAUAUUCCGGUGGUGGGGGUGAACACCCCCAUCACUCUGGAGUACAGGCCCAUUGCAGUGGAGGCCAACCAGACAUCCAGACCGGCGACCGUGGUGCUGACUGCCACAGGGAUAUCCAUGAAGCCCCUUCAAGGUCGCAUCAGCGUCAGUGAGCGAUCCAUCACCGUCAGUGCUGUUACGGGUGCCGACGAGGGCAGCUACACUAUCAGGGACAGCAAAGGUGUUAUUCAAAUGAAAGUGUGUCUGAAAGUCAAAGAGCACAAAAACCAUGUGAACCUUUUGAACGGCGAGAGACUGAAGAUCAACCUGAUUCUGAACAGCUCCUUGGUCCAGCUAUACUACAACCCUGACUCUGAAUCUUCACCAGUUCUGCUGAUGGAUAAGGGAGAGUUCACAAGUGCUCAAGCAAAUUUCGGUUUUGAGGACCGCCUCUCUUUGGAAGGUUCGAUGGUCUUUCUAGAGCAGAUGAAGGCCUCAGAUGCAGGGCUGUUUACAAUAACAGACUUGCAGGGAUUCACCGUGUCAACAGUCCAGCUGGGAUUAAAACCCUACAGACUGGAUUCCCUUUAUGUGGUCAUAAUUGCCCUGCUGGGCCUGCUGGCUUUCCUUCUGCUGGUUUGCCUUCUGUCCUGCCUGAUCAAAGUUAAAAAGAGGGCCAAGAGGGCAGCUGCAUUGGAGAAACUAGCUCAGAACGCUGGCAAAGAAGAUGAGGGCGAGGCUUUCAGACAGGUGGUCAAGAACAUCACUAAACUCAGCGAGGAGUCCAAACAUUCCCAAGCUGACAACACAGAGAAAUCUCAGAGCACUGAGGUGGACAUCAAGGGUCUGGAGGUUUCUUCUAAGGAGGUUGGCGUUGGUAAUCUAGAGACCAGUGACUCCGGCGUUGGUUUCAACACUGCUCUCCCACUGGAUACUGACACUGAUGUCCCUGAUCAAAUCCCAGAUUCUGAGGCUGUAAGCAUCUCUGUUGCUCCUGAAAUCAAACCGAGUCCUCCUUAUGCUGCCAAGUCCAAGGCAGCUGCUCCACCAGUACCUGAAACAAAAGUAAGCCCUGUUCCUGAGCCCAAAAAAGCCCCCGAUCACCCUGUGGAAGCAAAUCUGGACACACCCAAACCAGUAGAUACUAAACUUAGUCCAGUCCCAAGCCCAAAGUUUGGUUUGAGUCCAGCUGAAAAAAUGCCUGCAUCCAGUCAGAGUCCAGAACCCAAAAAUGGACUGAGUCCAACUGAUCCAAACCCUGCACCCAGUCCAAGUCCAGAACCCAAGACUGGUCUGAGUCCAGCUGAUCCAAAACCUGCACUCAGUCCAAGUCCAGAGCCUAAGAUUGCUGCUUUCACAGCCACCUCUUCAACAUCUGAAAUUACAAGUGCAGCAGCUCCUACCCCUGUGCCCGCCAAACCGACCCCAGCAGAACCUAUCACUAAUGGUACACCUGAGCAAGGACCAGAUUCCAAAGCAAGCCCAGAUCAUGCAGAAAUCAUCAAAGACCCAACUCCAAAAGAGGUUUCCACUAAAACCCACGAAGUGGAGCUGAAGUCUAGCAGUGUUGUACCAGAAGGCAGCAAAGGCGGCGCCGCAGCCGAGGAUUCGACUACAACCUGAGAACCACAACUGCACAAGCAUGAGGAACCCCCACAGAUCCCCACCUACCACCACUGCAGACAAUCAAACACCCCCUAUCAAAACGGUGAGGAAGCCACUGCAAGGUGGGGCAAUGAUGAAGAUACAAAACCCACAGUGAUAACGAUACUUCAUUUGUCUAUAACCUUUGAGACUUUCUGACUGAGACACAGUUUAAAUAACAAACGUGGCUUUUAAUCUUUAAACAUUUAAGUUUUGCAGCAUCAUUUUCUAUUGAUUUUACUGAACAACUGCCAAACUGCAAAUAAAAUCAUUUGCAGAGUUUACAACUAAAAUAUUAACUCCACAUGUUUUAUAAAAUUUAACAAAAAAAGGGAUUAUGGCAUUUCGUCAAAGCAGUGUAGCAGAAUUUCUCAUCAGUCUUGAACUAACCACCAAUUUCCGUUGAGAAGACUGUUCUUCUAACAAUGUGUGGAUAAAACUGACAAAAAACAACAGGUUUUCAGCCUCACCAUCCACAGAGGAAAUGUGGAUGCUAUUUAUACCUGCUACUAAAGUGUCCACGAUAACAAGAUUUGCAUAAAUUUAAUCAAAUAGAAAAAUCUAACACAAAUAGUACUACUCACUGUCUAGUAGACUCCUAGUGGAUGUUGAUGGUUGAAAUGUGUUCUUGCUAGCAGAUCCUUGAAGUCCUGAUCAUCUAGUUUUGGUUGAAUUUUUGUGGAUUUCUAAAUGACUUUGUUAAAAAUCCCAGCACUAUUACAGUUUACAAGAAAGGCCAUGCAAACAAAACCUUCCUAUUUCUGCUGUAUAUUGGUUUUCCAAGGCAAAAAUUCAGGAACAAAUCCCACACAGUUGGAACCUGAUUCUUUUACUACCCAAUUAUUUGUUUUUUUAUGCUUCUCCCCUUCUGUCUUUUUAAUAUUAUAUCAAUUUUCUUUUACUUGAAGGUAAUUUCUAACCAGAUCUUUUGUUCAAUUGUAUGUUCGAUUUAUACUUGGAUUUCUGAAUUUCCUAGUAUCCGAUGCUCGGGAGGAGAGACUGCUGCAAAAUCAAUGACUCAAUGUGCUUCCUCAGAUGUAUCAGCUUUUACUAAUUGGCAUUAUAGGAUCAACUGAUUUUGACUGUUUUGUACCAUAAUUAAGGUUGAAUGGGGCCUGUAUUUAAUUGGGUCUGAAUGUGGCUUUAUUAUUGAAUCCUACUGGAAUGAGUAGGGUUGAUUUGAACUGAUUUUGGACGUAUUUAGAUUCAGUAAAAGUGAACACAACUUCUUUUUGGAAAUUAGUGCUAAACAGUUGCUGUCAUAGAUGUAUAUAACCUGCCAAUGUGUCAGAUAAUAUGAAUAGUACAAAACCUUUGUGGUUGGGUGAAGCCCUUUGCCAUCAACAGAAUGUGUUUGUUCUUUUUAAGUCAUAAUGGCAAAAGAAACUUCAUAGUCAAAACCAUCAACACUACAACUCACAAGGCAGGGCAAUGGAAAGUACACCAUUGCAGCUGUGAAGCACAGAGGUGCAUCAAAGAUGGUUUGGGGAUGGCACAAGUAGCUUGAUCAAAAUUGAUGGUAAAAUUACGCAGCAUGUUAUUAAAAAAUACUGGAGGAUAUCUUGCACUCUUUAGCCCAGCAGUUGCGCCUGGCACACAGUUGGACUUUCCAACAUGACAAUAAUCCAAAAGACAAGGCCGAGUCAACCUGCAGCAAAAAAUUUGAAUGUUCUAGAAUGGCCAUCUUAGUCUCAUAACUUUAUAAUCUUGGAGCCCCUGCUGGGAUAUUUCAAAUGUGCAGUUUGUGCAAGAAAGCCCAAAACUUUACAGGAAUCAAAGGGUUUUUGCCAGAAAAUUUAUGUUUUCAGCUUUACCUAAAGAUUCAAUUAAGGUUAAAGAGAGCAAUGCAAGACAUUAUGAAGGCAUUUGGACAAACUGUCCAAAUGCCUUCAUAAUGGACAGUUUGUCCAAAUGCAUUAUGAAGGCGUUUGUCAUUAUGAUUAAAAAGAACAACCAUGAGUUAAAGAAAGGAUUUUAAAUUACUAUUCAUAUACUCUAAGAAAUGAUCUGCCAGGGUAUGUAAACAUUUGAGCAUGGCCUGUUUAGAUAAACAGAGUUGAAUUGAGUUGCAUUCAAUUUCAAAUGCAAUGACUGUCUAACUGGGAAUUCUUAGUGGACCGCCAAAGGUCCCCAAGCAACCCUGAGUUUAAUAUCCAAAAUGACCGGCACACAUAUAAAACCCACUCAAAGCUGCAGGAGUAAACUGCUUAUUUGCACCUCUGAUGGCUUACAUCUUAAUAGCCCAGAGGCACACGUCCAGUCUUUGUGUGAGGAUGUUUGGUGAUGAAUCCAUAAAAUGAGAAGAAAUAUGCUGUUUUUGGCUUGUGUUGCUAAUAGUAGUUAGCACCACAACAGAUAGCAAAUCCCACUGGUUUCCAUUUUGCAGCUAAAACAAAAUCAGUUGAGACGUCAUUCCCAGAUACGAGUUCUGACUUAUAAGACUAAUUGAACUCAGCACAUACUGAUACGUUUUGUUAGCAGUGGCAAAAAGCAUUUAACUGUCUCUGCUAAUAGAAUAGUCCUGACUUUUUCAAGUGAGGUUCUGGUAAAAUGUUGUAUGAAGUUAAAAUCUUACCAUCAGAAGACAGCCCGUUUUGGGGUCUUCAUUUUACGUAAAUCCAGAUUAAUUGGUCCUGGAGGCUGAAGCUAACAGCUAGUCCAAAAAGGACCAAGACAAAAGUUGACUUCUGCCUUCCAAACAACUCCAGUUUAAAAAACGUCACAGUGGUUUAUAUGAAUGCUAUUGUAUGCUAUUUUAAAACAACGUCUCAUUUGCAUUGAAUAGUUUACGCAGAAACCUAUGAUUAUUUAUGUGAGAAAUGAAGAUUGGAGAUAAUGAUCCACCACAGAUUUUCCUACUGAGAGAGCAACCUGCUGAGUGUUUAAGGUCACAUGUAACAGUAAAGUAAAAAUAAUACAACAGUUUAUGUUAACUCUAUUUUAUUGAUAUUUACACUUUCUUACUUUUAUAUCGGAUAGUUUAUCUGAGCAGAAACACAUUACAUGUUCCUAUUCAGUCUGUUUCACACAGGAGAACUACUGGAGGUGCACCGCCUGCAAGCUCCAUUUACCGUGUGAAUAAUCGUCCGCUUCUUUGUAAAUAACCGUCCAACAAAAUGUGACGAUGGCUUAAAGAUUCAUAACAUAAUGUUCACAUAAACCAGUGUGGUGUUUUUGAGUUAUUUUCAGGUAGCAGAAGUCUACUUUGGCUCCUCUCAGACAAACUGUUAGCUUCAGCAUCCAGUAUCAUUUAAUCUGAAUUUAAACUAAACGAAGAGUUAUCUACUGCAGGUAAGAUAUUAAUUGCUUGUAGUCCUUUGAAAGAACCUCGCUUUAAAAGCCCUGAGCUGUCUCUUUAAGGCACUCAGUAUGAGGUUUUUAUUGGUGCUUUCACACUGUCUUUUGAGUGUGUUUGGCGGUAUAUUAAAUGUAAUCGAAAUUAUUUAAUUCUAAUGCUUGCAUAGUAUAAAACAGGUUUAUUGUUAGGUUUUUAUGUAAAGAAUUGCAUGUUUCUACCUUGUGUUUAACCUGGUACAGGUUUCAUACCCUGAAAUUAACUAAAGAAUUUGGAAAUAUGGAAGCAGCACGAAAGAAUUUAAAGUAUUCAAAAUAACUCACUCAGCUGACCUAUCUUUGUAGCUUUUUCUGACUAGUUUUUGUUAUAUGAAAAUAAUGAUGAUUUCUUAAAAAAGCCAUAAAACAAGAUGUCAGAUUUGAUACUAAGACAACAUAUAAAUUUAAAUUACAUAUACAAAUAAACCAACAGUAUCUACAGUCAGACUAAAGAUUUCUAAUGUAAAUCACUGUGUGGGCCUCUUUUCCAGCCUGGAUCUGUGUGGGAACCACAAUCACAUGUGGCAAUACUAACAAUGACCUUUAUAUAAACACACACACACACACACACACACACACACACACACACACACAUAAAAGACACAAACACACACUGUAAAUACUGCAUGCGUUUGCCAGUUUAACCCCUCAAGGCUGAAUGUUCCUAAUGUAUAAAACACCUCUUGUCUCAUAUUAAAUAAAUAAAAUAAACUAAUUCGAAUUUCUCAUCUACCUUAAAUCUAAUAUAUAAAUGCUUUUACAGAUACUAUAUAUACUAAUCUUCACUAAUGUCUUGAACUAAUGUAAUGACCCAGAUAUUAGCUCCUUUUAGCUGUUAUUAUUAAAGUGCAACAUAUCUCUUACACUGUAUUAAACAUGCUUAGCCUCCGUCACUUUAAGCAUCCACCGCAGCAUGCCAGAGAUUUGUUUUGAGCUUUUUAUCGUCCACAAGUCGUACGGGUGUGUGUACCCAGAGAAGUGAUUUAUCAAUCUUGCAGUUGUUGUGUGUCUGGGACCUGUCUGUGUGCCUACGGUACGGUUUAAGACGUGUAAAUGAGCAAACACGUGCUCAACCUAUGCACUGGCUGUUUGUACAGAAUGAAAUAUGUUUUAUCUGUGUCUGUGUGUUGUGUGUUUGGUAUCCAUCUGCCUGCUUAAACUGUGCUUCAAAUCAAGAGUGUGGAUGUGUUCAGAACCACAAAAAGAAAAAUGAAAAAACAAAACAAAACAAAGUAUUGAUAUUUGAGCUCGUUCUGUCUUUGUUUCAGUGGCUAAGAUGUUUAUUGGAUUGUUGGCCAGUAUUGUCUUUAGUCACUUCCUGAUGUCAAACAGGAUGUUCACGCGAGGCAGUUUAUACACACCUGAAUGAACGCAGCCACGCCACUUCUUCACCUAAAAUGUGCUUCUCUGAGUGACUGAGUGACAGAAGCGAUGAGGAAAAUGUGUCUUUAUUCAUGAUGUAUAGCAUGCAGACUGCUGAGUAUGCUUUGUUUAAAGUUUGAGUCUGGGAGCUUAUUUAAGAAUUAAUAAUAACAACAAUUUAAUUUGCUGUGGGUUGUGUGGUCACUGAGAGGUUGCUGAAACAAUAUUGUCAGCUUCAAAUGAUUGAUAUGUUGUAAAAAGCCUUAAAAUAAAUCCAUAUUUUAUUGCAGUAGCAUAAUCUCACAUUAAAUAUUUAGAAAAAUCCAACCUUCCAUAUUAGGAAAACAUAUUUUUUAACAAAUUCAUUGGUGCCAGAGUUUUUGUUUUCCUAUAAACUCCUUAAAAAUAAAAUUGUUUCAUACUUUACUUUUUACGUAGAUCAAAGUGAAUAGAAGGUUUAAUGGGUAAUCCAUGACUUCCUGUUUUCCUUUCAUAAUUUGACAUUGCAGUCUUGACUUGUCCUCUGACAGUUCAAGCAAAAAUGCCAAAGUUUAACAAGUGAUGAGGACCCAAACUUAUCUUCCUACCAUUCACAGUGAGGAAGGAACUUCAGCAAAGAAUGGCGUCUUGGGGGUCAUCAAGUCUCCAUAAAAACCAUCACGCACAGUAAACAUGCCAGGCAGCUUGUUUAGGAAGCAUGCCAUGAACAAAACCUUAUUCUGACCAAUUGUCACACACUUAAACAUGGGGUGUAUGCUAAACUGUACUGGGACUUUAACUGGAGCUGUAAACUAUGGCCAGAUUGACCUUUGUGAAAACAAUGUGUGGGUUUUGUGUGAAACACAGGAGAGAUAUGCAACACUCAGCAUCCUAUUCCCACUGUUAAGUACUGUGGAUGAUCUGUGAUGCUGUGGGCCUUUAUCUCUUCCAAAAGUCUUGGCAAUUUUGUUUGAGUGCAUGACAUCUUGAAGUCUUUGAACCAUAAUUUUUCUAUGCCUGCUUAAUUUGCGCAGGGUGCCUACCGCUUGUGGGCCUAGUACUCUCUGGGCAAGUCAUGAGUCAAUCACAGGACACACAGGACAAACAACGUUGCACACACACUCCCAGACUUAAGGACAUUUCAGAGUGGCCAGUUUAACUAACAUUCAUGUCUUUGGACUGUGUGAAGGAUCUGCUUGCUGCAUUGCAACGGUGCUAAGUACUACACCACCACAGAGCUUCUGAAGUCUGUUAGAACCUUUCAAUCUUAAUUUGGUGUUCCCUGCAACUGAAAAGUAAACACCAUGGAGUCGUUCAACAGCUGGAGUGUCAACAAUGAUACCAACCACUGAAUAAAUGAACCAAAUUUAAAGGUUGCUUUUUCUACAUAGUGUUCAGUGUGAAAUCCUGCUGCAGCAGUAAAAGAGUAAUUUAUUUUAAGGCUUUUUACUGCAGGGGUGCCUCUAAUUGUGAAGGCCGCAAUAUUAAAAGGGAAUAAAAACUCGAAGAUGGCAGAGAGAGAGUAUGAAGCAUGGCCAGCCAUUGUUUUAUACCUUACUUGCAUCUGACAAAGGCUUCAUGUAACUAGAUCAGACUUACUACAUCUUACAGGUUCCAGAAACAUUCUGGGUUGCAAAUCCACUUCUGAUAACCCACCAAAACAGAAGCCCCCACUGUUGACAUCAGAGGUUCUCCUUAUACUAUGUGAGUUGUGUCUGCCGUCUCUGAUCACUGCUGCUGUUAUGGACUGUUUGUGGUGUAACAUCCCCACAUGGUCUCACUGUACUUCCUUUUUGCACAACUCUUCACACAGAUGUUUUGUAACAACAAAUGAUACUUUUUUUCUUUAUUUCAUGCCUAAUGGAAUACUAAGAAUAAACAAAGGAUUAUGCCA